AUGAGAACAGUGUGCAAGGACGAGAACUGUGGAUGGCUUGUCUAUGCUGCUAACAACACUGAGAACAAUUACUGGCAGAUCAAGACGUUCAAUGAUGAUCACAGUUGUGCAAGGGAAACCAAAAAUAGAUUGGCUAAUAGGAAGUGGCUGGCCGGGAAAUUGGUGAAGAAGCUACGAAAAUAUCCUAACUUAAGACACUGUGAGGCUGCUCAGUAUUUUAAGACAAAAUGUGACUUAGAACUAAGCAAGUGUUCACUGACUAGGGCCUUAGGAGAUGCUAGGGCUGUUGUGUAUGGUGAUGCUGCUGCCCAAUAUGGGAUUGUAAGGGAUUAUGGGCUGACACUGCUUAGGAGUAACCCAGGCUCUACUGUCACAAUUGGAGUUAUCCCUCAACCCAACUCUGAUGAUGAACCAAUAUUUGAAAAGAUGUACAUCUGCUUGGAUGCUUGUAAGAAGGAAUUUCUGGCUGGCUGUAGACCGCUCAUAGACUUGGAUGGAGCUUUUCUGAAGACCCAACAUGGUGGCCAGAUCUUGUCUGCAAUUGGACAAGAUGCAAACAAUCACAUAUAUGUGAUUGCAUAUGCAAUUGUCCCUGUUGAAAAUACUGAAAACUGGAGGUGGUUCUUGGAAUUACUUCAUCAAGACUUGGGAGAUUAUAAGCAAAACAAGCUCUGUUUUAUUUCAGAUAUGCAGAAGGGCCUAAUCCAUGCUGUUAAGGAGGUUUUUCCAGGUGUCCAUCACAAAUUCUGUGUGUGGCACUUAUGGAAGAACUUCAAUAAGCAGUGGAAAGAUCUCCAGCUGAGAGGGUUGCUAUGGGAGUGUGCAAGGUGCACCAGCCAAGAUGGGUUCCUAGAGAGUAUAAAAAAGAUUGAGAGGGUUAACAAGGAAGCUUGGGAGUAUUUGAACAAGUGGCCUAGAGACUCUUGGAGCCGGGCUUUCUUCAGCAACGCACCUAAAAUAGACAAUAUCUACAACAAUGCUUGUAAAGUCUUCAACUCAAGGAUCAAAGAAGCUAGAGCCAAACCUAUCAUUACACUGUUAGAGGAAGUCAGACUGUAUGCAAUGAGGUCAAUCGCUAGGAACAAAGUGAAGCUUAAUUCCAACACUGGUACUCUACCACCUAUACAACGAAGCAGAUUGGAAAAAAUAAGGAAGGAGUCAAAGAGUUGGGUCCCGAUGUGGUCUGGUGACUCUGAGUACGAGAAAUUCGAGGUUCACGGGUGGCCGACUAACAUGGUUAUUGAUCUGGGGAAGAGGCUCUGCACAUGUGGUUUUUGGCAAUUGAGUGGGAUGCCGUGUGUGCAUGCUUGUGCUGCAUUGGCAAGGGUUGGUAGAAGACCAAAUGAGUUUUGUCACCAGUGGUUGACAAUGGAAGCAUAUAAUAACACAUAUGCCUUCCAUAUCAACCCAAUUCCAGGUCAAGCCCUUUGGAAAAAGUCACCACAUAAUAGACCACAAGCACCUAAAUUUAAAAAGAAACCAGGCCCACUUACGAAAAAAAGAAGAAAGGAUGCAGAUGAGGAGCCAAGUGGAGGUAAAAAGCAAAAGAAGAAGAUGAAAAGAAUCUAUCAAAAAGGUCACUGUCGUUAUUGUGGUGAAUCGGGACACACGAAGAGAAAGUGUGGAAAGAGAGCUGCUGAUGAGGUGGUUGCUGCUGCUACUAAGGCUGCUGCUGCAGCUAAGGCUGCUGCUACAGAGAAGGCUGCUGCUACUAAGGUUGCUGCUGCAGCUAAUGGUGGUGAAGCCACCGUUGUCCCAGAACCCCCCACCGAAAUUCAACUUGAAGUCAAUCAACCACCAUUGUCACAAACCGAUGACUCUCAAGAGGUCUUGCCUCCUCCUGUGAGGCCACCAAAACUGCCUCCCAAAAGGAAGUCAUCCAAACAAGAAAAGGCAACUCCAGGAAGCAGCUUUCAAGCAGGAACCACCGCACCUGCUGCCACCGCACCUGCUGCCACCCCACCAGCAACCAGUCAACCCACAACUCUUCCUCCAUCUCAUCCUAUGCAAGGUGCAUCACAGGGGACCGUAACAAGACUUUUUAACUUCAUGAAGUUUGUUCCGAAUCCUGGAUUCAGACCACCAAGAAACAAAAAAUGA
Molecule: messenger RNA, 2100 nt
Organism: Arachis stenosperma
Lineage: Eukaryota; Viridiplantae; Streptophyta; Magnoliopsida; Fabales; Fabaceae
Exons: 4
Coding region: 1-2100 (699 amino acids)
Molecular function (GO): zinc ion binding; nucleic acid binding
Source: RefSeq, a predicted model, not a curated record